This is a messenger RNA of Gymnodraco acuticeps, 2397 nucleotides long. RefSeq lists its product as uncharacterized. Bases 357 to 1613 code for a protein of 418 amino acids. NCBI's taxonomy places the organism in Eukaryota, Metazoa, Chordata, Actinopteri, Perciformes, Bathydraconidae. The transcript has 3 exons. The record is from RefSeq and is a predicted model, not a curated record.
GUAUGUUUUGAUUUAAUUUUAAAACGUGUUUAUCCCUUGACAUUUGCCUUCAGAUACAUUAACCUGUGUAUAUGUUUAUUUUUACUUUGUGUAUUGUUGUUAAUGAUUGAAAACAAGUUUCCGAAUUUUCCGAAAGCACUUGAAGGCAGCAUACUGAACUUUAUUGAACACAUGAAGGCAACGUCCGUUAGCUAGCAGUAGCAGGCUAGUUUAGCAUUCUGCUAGCCUCGGUGAUCAGCGAGUCCUAGCUAUGCAACUACUAACAACUUAGUUGGUUUAACUAACGUGUCCUAUACAUGGGCAAAAAAGAGUACCCAUGACUUAACAAAGGAUAGGCCAACAUAAUACAACAACAAAUGGAGGAGUAUGUUUUAUCUGCGGGCCGGGCCGUGCUGGACAUGGUGGAGCGGGAGUGGCAGCCCCUGUCCCCGGGCGAGCUGGAGCAGCGGCUGGACCAGGCGGUGGAGGGGGUCCUGGAAGCUGAGAUGAUGGCGACACUUAAAACUCAGUCUCCUACUGCUUUAUACGUACAUUCAUUGCAGAGUCAAACUAAUGUGCAGCCCGAAGAUUUGCAGACGACAACAUUGUGCAGCAGUCCCGCGGAGGAAGAGUACCCGGAGGAAGCUUUGGAGGCUUCAGACGGUGCUGCAGUCCAGUACAUCACAGACCUGCUUCAGAGCUCCAAAUCCAGGGCUCGAAUGGCAGGACGGGCUCGCUUGUCCCUGUCCAACACUGUCCAGCUGUCCCUCACUCUGCUCUCUGAGCGAGUCAGCUACCGCUCUGUGUCCCGCCUCUUCCACCUGGAGAAAGGAAACAUCCACAGGACCUUCUUUUCUUUCUGUGAGCGCAUCAACACACUGGAAGAGAGGCAAAUCAGAUGGCCAGUCGGCAUAGAAGCUGUAGAAGCCCUUUUCCCACUUUGCAUACAAGAGAUAGAGCAGCAGCAAAGUCUCCCUCAGGUCCUGGGAGUGUUGGGACACACCCGCAUCCCCAUCCGCCUGCCUAUAGGGAAACACGAUGUGGAGAGCACAAUGCCUGAGGUGAAGAGGAUGAAGGAGGAGGCUCAUCCCGACUCCUGGCUCAACCUUCAAUUCGUAUGUGACCGUAAGGGCCGGUUCCUACACUGCACAAUCAGUAAAGGGUCGAACAUGGACAUGGGCAACGCUCUGAAAGACAAACUCAAACAGCAUCCUGAUCUGAUGCCCCCUGGCUCCUGCCUCUUGGCCAGAGCUGGCUAUCCGCUCACAGCUCAGAUUUUAACUCCAUAUUUAGGGAAUCAGGGACCCAGAGAGGAGCUCUUUGACAAGAAUCUGGAGGAGCAUUUUCACAUCCUAGACCAAGCUGUUGCCAACCUGAAAGCCAGAUUUCAAAGGCUCAAGUAUCUGGAUAUAGGAAACUAUGAUCGAGCGAGAGCUGUCGUGCUAACAGCUUGUGUCUUGCACAAUGUAUUUUUGGACAUGGGACAAGUGAUUCAAGGAGACGUUGAGAAAGAGGAAGACACAACCCCAGAGGAAGAUGGGGAGGUAGAUGAAGAAGGUGCACAAAGACGUGACACCAUCUCAGAUUUGUUGUUUAAAAACGUUGGUUCUGUAAACACAUGUGAUGAUAUCUAGGGGAAGACUUUCAGAAUGUUUAUGCUGCACGGAUGUCACAUAAAUGUAUAAAUAGUAAAACGACCUUAAAGACAUCAAAACGGAAUGAAAAUGUAAUCUCACAACAACAAAAAAGGACUUAUACCAGACAAAAAAAACUGAGUGUCAAAUUUUUUUUCUUCUAAGGAACCAAGGGAUAAAUCCUUAAACAAUGAUGAACAAAACACAUCAGAAACCUAUUGGAAUAUAUUUUUGUUUUACAAAAUGUUUGCUUUGCCUUAGAGCAGAUCUUGUCUGCAAUGAGACUGAGGGCCACAGCUCCCUUCGACACAGUUUACAUUUAACUUUACACAGCUCUUCUUCAUAUCAGACCCUCCUGCUUUAAAGUUGAUCAGAAAUGCCACAGUGUGUUUCUCACUUUGACCACUAGUUGGCAAACAAGUUCAACAAUCCACUUUCUACUUGAUCAGGCUCAUAGCCAAGACAGACAAAACAUUUGCAAAGGCAGUAUUUAUGGCAGGACUCUUUAUUAGAAUACUCUACAUUCUUAAUGUGUUCACACUGGCUGAUAAAGUGUAUCCUAUAAAUACAAUAACAGUACAAGCAUGUCUAUGAAUACUAUAGUUGUUAUCGUUACCUCUAUUAGGAAAGAUGAUCAGUUUAACUAACUAUGGUUCCAGAGUCAAAUGUGAGUAUGAAGAGGUCUUAUUUUGACUUCCCUUGAACAAUAAUCAUAAUCCUGCUGUGAUUAUUUCCACUUCAGUUUGUUCAUUAGCACCAUGUAUUAAAGCAGACUAAAAAUGUU